AUGGCAGCUGAUCUGGAUGUGAUAAACCUGUUUAUCAUUGCGGGGGGAACUCUGGCUAUUCCCAUCUUGGCCUUUGUUGCAUCUUUUCUUCUCUGGCCCUCAGCUCUCAUUAAAGUCUAUUACUGGUACUGGAGGAGGACUCUGGGCCUGCAGGUACGCUAUGCAGACUGUGGAGGUUAUCGAUUCUGUUACUCCUACAGAGGGAAGCCUGGGAUGAGACCCUCCAUUUUAAUGCUGCACGGCUUCUCUGCCCACAAAGACACAUGGCUCACUGUUGUCAAGUAUCUACCCAAACAUCUGCACAUUGUGUGUGUGGACAUGCCCGGCCAUGAGGGAACGACACGCAUGAACACAGAGGAUUACUCCAUUCAAGGGCAGGCCCGAAGGAUCCAUCAGUUUGUGGAAACCAUGCGACUUAACAGGAAACCUUUUCACCUAGUUGGGACUGCCAUGGGGGGAAACGUGGCGGGGGUUUACGCGGCCUGCUACCCCAAAGAGAUCUGUAGCAUGACCCUCAUUUGUCCAGAUGGUAUAAGACACCCAUGUGAGACCAAAUUUGACAAUCAUCUACAGGACCUGGAACACAGCAAUUACACAUUAAACAUCCCACUAAUCCCAACUACACCAGAGGAGAUGGAGGACAUGUUCAGACUUUGUUCUCAUGUUCGUUUUAAAAUCCCGCAGCAGAUUCUGCAGGGAUUGGUAGAUGUCCGGCAGCCUCACAACACAUUUUACCAAGAUGUAUUUAUGGAGAUUGUUGGUGAGAAUUCAAGAUAUGCAUUACAGGAGCACCUACACCUCAUCACUGCACCCUUACAAGUAAUAUGGGGCAAAAAAGAUCAGGUGGUGGAUGUUUCUGGAGCUUCAGUAAUCUCAGAGGUGUUGCCUGGAUGCAGGGUGGACCUGCUGGAGAACUGUGGUCACUCUGUGGUGAUGGAGAGGCCUUGUAGGACAGCCAAACUCAUCCUGGAGUUUAUCAUCUUGCAGCAAGAUGCCAAUGGAGGCACAAAGAAAUCUUCCUGACAAAAGACUUUCACAUAAUAGCUUUGAACUGUCAUGCUUCACUUGUUCCUUGUACGUGCUAUACACAGGGAUAAAGAUUCCAAAGAUUCAAACACUGAGACAGUAAUUCUUUACGGUGGCCCUGAUGUGCAAAUCACAACGGCAAAUCAGAAAACACAACAAUAACCAAAUCGUAAGAAGUAGGUACCCUCGAGGGACAUGAUUCGUCGCUGAUUGGACUGGUCUAUCCUUUGAGUAGGUAGUAGUAGGCUGUUUUUGAAACCGCCUACUAUACUAGCAGUAUGUACUGAUUUAGCCAAAAUUCAGUAUGUAGUAUGUAGUAUGUGAACAAGAGCAAAAUCUGCAGUAUGCCAAAACUCCCCGGAUGUCUACUGAUUUGGGAAAAUUUCUCUUCUAUGCAUAUGCACAGCUCUCAUUACGCUUUUUCUUUUCUCUUCUUUUUUUUGACAGGGGGGAACUCAGUUUUAGGUGAAAGGUGAAGGUGAAAAUUUUUAAAUUCCAUGUAAACCACUUCCUAAAUUUUUAAAUCACAAGUUGAUGCUAAAGAAGCAGUUUCGCUAUUAGCUCGGCCGUUGUUUACUUCCGCUUUUCGAAAACAGAAAUUGAGUGAUGUCUGUCUCAGCAUGCUGCAACACAGAUCCAGCAGAACUGUCAUACUACAUACUAAAUUCAAAUGCAGUAUGUAGUAGGCAAUACCUAUUGACUACUACAUUAGUAGAUAGUAUGUAACGGCCGUAGUGUGUUCUGAAUUGCCGUAGUGUUUUUGUGUUUUCUGAUUUGCUGUAGAGUUUUCUGAUUUGCACUUCAGGGCCACCCUAAAUUCUUCUCCCAGCAAUUCUUAGUCAAUAAGCUAAAUCAUUUUUGAUUUGCCAUGUAAACUAUAUCAUAUAACUAGAACAAUAAAAGUACCAUGCAUUCAUCCUAAUGUGAGGUUGUUCAUAUAUGUGUUAAAUGUAUUUGUGCAGAGGUGCCUGUGCUUGCAGUAGGACCUCCUCCCUCCUGCACCCUGCUGCCUCUCUGUGCCUCUGUGCGCAGUUUUGCUGCAGACUGAAGCUGAUCAUAGCACAGCUGUCCGACCAGCGGCAAACAUAACUGACUGUCUGGCUGCAUCGUUAAAUGCUAACCGUUCUCCACCAGUUUUGUUCAAAAAAGACCAAAGUAAGGAAGAAAGUGAGCGGAUGAUGUCUACAGAAGAAAACAGUCAGAACGGGAGUACCAGCAGAAGAUUACAGACGGAUUUAGAGUGCUGAAGGAGCCUGCAGCAAAGUGAACACUGGUCUGGUUUAAUGUGGACUCCAAGUGUCUACUCACAAGACACUUUCUUGGACUCUUGAUUCCUUACUUGUUUAGACAAGCUGAAGUGGACACCGUGGCAACAACAACAGAUAUGAAUGUUUUCAAUGAGUGAAGAGUGAAACUCUGAUGAUAUCACUUUAGACAUGCAGGCUUUAUUAGUACUAUUACCUUUGGUUUAAGAAACAAUAGCAGGGAUGAUACCUCUGGUGUGCAAUCACAUGAAAUAAUUUCAACAAUCAUUGAAUACUGAUAUGACAAGUCUAUGUUUUCAUUUUAUAUAUUGUACAUUGCGUAGCACCUGCCAUGACAAAACAGCAACACUGGAAAAUAUUGGAACAAAACAAAUACAAAAAUGGUCUGUAAUUAUAUGACUUCUGUCUAAUGUAAAACAAUGAGGUCAUAAACUGUAAGGCAGAUUUGAGUAUAUAAAAUGUAACUUAACAGUA
Notolabrus celidotus (New Zealand spotty) is the source of this 2765-nucleotide messenger RNA. RefSeq names its product abhydrolase domain containing 6, acylglycerol lipase b (gene abhd6b). The coding region runs from base 1 to 1023 and encodes 340 amino acids. NCBI's taxonomy places the organism in Eukaryota, Metazoa, Chordata, Actinopteri, Labriformes, Labridae. The record is from RefSeq and is a predicted model, not a curated record. The transcript has 9 exons.